Colletotrichum fioriniae is the source of this 1065-nucleotide messenger RNA. The record is from RefSeq and is a predicted model, not a curated record. NCBI's taxonomy places the organism in Eukaryota, Fungi, Ascomycota, Sordariomycetes, Glomerellales, Glomerellaceae.
AUGGAGGGUGCUAUUGCACGCUACCGGCGCAAUGGUCAAGUCCAUGCCAUCAAAAACAACGACGGGCUACCAGAACUCAUCCAACUUGCCGACACUCGAUUAAACCCACAAGUUGGCCCAUUCACGCCAGAUGACUCAAGCGAUGCCUACACCUUCUCCGGAGAUAAUCUGAUAAAGGUGGCCGUCCUCAACGACCCCGGCAACUGCAUCAUCGUCACCCUGCUCAAACGGUGUCAUCGACGGUACAAGAAUGAUCAACCCCUCACGAACGACUCCUACUUCGUCGGUAUUAAUGCAACUGACUUUACGCCCGUAUUCACUCGUGGCGUCGCCAUGAGCUCGCUGAAAAACAAUACCUACGAAAGUACUGCACGUACCGGCUCGAGCAUGACACUUCCGUGUCUCAUCAUCCCGCCCGUCGAUAUGCUUCGCCCCUAUCAGUUGCUCUUUCUUAAGCACUUAUCGAGGGAUCAGGGCUAUGGGAGCAGAUUCCGAACCGUAUCAGAGAACGAGAAAGCGUUAUACAAAAAUCAGCAGCAGCAUGCCUUCGCCGCGGGCCACGCAUGUCCUUUGCUUGUGGCCUCUGCAGGGACUGCACCCGAUUACGCAGCCAUAUCUGAUACGAGAGAGAACAAGUGGAGACAUUUUCGAAUGAUGAUGCCCAAAAUGGAGGGAAGGGCAAUCCCAAAAGAUCUCAUGGAAGAGAUCGAUGGGUUCCUUGGCAAGUAUGACCAGGAUGUUGUGUCUCCUAACUUGGCCUUGAUCUUGGCCAUCAUUUACCAUGAUUGCUACCACGCUCUCGAUCUAGGAGCCGAGAAGGAAUUGAAGAAGCCCAUGAAGCCUGUCCCCUUGAUUUCACUUGCCCAGAUCAUAUUGUAUGGGCCGCACUAUUUUCGGAUCCACGAAGAACUCAAGCUCGCGGCUUACGUCCACAUCUUUCGCGCCGUGGAUUACUUUUACAGCAACGACAAGAAGCUCGGCGCCUUCGUCAUCAACGAUGAGGACAUCAAUACCGAUCUUGUUUUCAAGUGCAUUGAUGAGAUGGCACUUGGCGAGGAGGACUGA